AGCCGACUCGUUUAUUCUAAGAUAUAAGAAUUUGAGUAUAAAUGGAUUAAAGCUUUAAAAGGGACCUAUUGGGUAUUUUUCGAGAUUGCGUUUUUAACAUUUGCAGAGUUGGAUUGUGACGCUUUAACGCAACGCAACCAUAUAAUCAAUUUUGGAACUGUGCGUCAUUUAUUCUAUCAAACUGGAUUACAGAGGACUAUUCUUCUUUCCGGUGCAUACUGGAGGUAUGCUCGGCACCCAGGCGCCUGUUGUACACCACCCACGGCCACUGAUGCCCACCCCACACAACCCAAUGGCGAGGACGUGGCACCCUCACAUAUACAAAGCGCCAGAUCCAGCACGUAAAUCAUCUUCAUUUUACAUCGAUGAUAUUUUAAGUGACAGAAUCGGCAACGGGAAACCCAGAUCCCACGGAGACCAAAUCGGACUUAUGUCCCCCACACUGAACUAUGCCUCGGCGCUGAGGCGAGUGAGCGAACAAAUGUCCCCCUUGGCUCUUGUCACAGGGGGUUCCCGCUACCCAAGGGACGAGAGAAAGAGGUGUGAAAGCAGCUCGAGUCGCUCCAGCUCACCCGUCGAUGUUACGGCAGAUUCGGAUGAUAAUUCGAUUAAUGAAAACAGCGAAGAGGGUGAAAAGCGGAAAAGGUCCUGCUCUGACAGUCACGAAGACGAAGAGAAGCGGAAAAAGAAAGCACGUACCACCUUUACAGGAAGACAAAUCUUCGAACUGGAAAAACAAUUUGAAGCUAAAAAAUACUUAUCGUCAAGUGAAAGAGCCGAGAUGGCAACCUUAUUGAAUGUGACUGAAACUCAGGUUAAGAUUUGGUUCCAAAAUAGACGUACCAAGUGGAAGAAGACAGAAAAUAUUUCCAACUCAGAGGCUGCCGAAUAUAAACUAGGAGGUGAGAAGCAUAUAGAUACGAUUAAACAAAGACAGAACAAACUUGCUGAAAUCCAAAAUGCUCAGUGCGUCGUCAAGGACGCCAGCAAGACAAUACACGGUCAACCUCUCGGUCUAAAUGUGCGUGGAGGCGACCCCCAGAUCUCUCACCUUCAUCCCGAUCAGCUCCAACAGCAAACUCUCCACCAACACUUGGAAUCAAGAGAUUCAAUCACAAAUAUGAACACUCGUGCAAAUCUGGACACUCGCGAUACUCGUGACACUCGUCAUAGCCCUGUGUCGCCACAGAACGGUUGCCCACCACGUGACCACAACCAAAAUGACAAUAUGGACCGUAAGGUGGAAGCCAUGCAGAAACAACAAGUUCAAGUUCUGCAGCCUACGUACGAUGCGCAUCCCGAGGAGAUGGUAUCUAAGCUCAAUGAUUGCUAAUUUUAAAUUUUCAGUGAUUAAUGACUGACUUGCAUUUAUUCUGUCGUUCAGAGAUUAAUAUUUAUAUCAAACUUCACCUAAUUUUAUGAAUUCCUAGUUCCAUUUUGUUACAAGAUGAUGGCUGCAAAAAUGAGAUUCCAUGGCUAGCCAUGUUUGAUACGGGCGGCUUUUUAAUCAAAUCAAAUGAAAAACUAGGCGCAUAAUUUCACAAGAGCAGAUUUAUUUACCAAUAUUCACAUUUUUUGUGACCUAUGAGUAGUAUGUACACCCCGAUUAUUGCAUGAGCUCGAGCGACUCACGAUAUGAUCGGGGCGUAGAUCCUACCCGAGUGUCCAGUAGAAUGAUAGUUUGAAUGCGAAUCUGUAAAUAAUGUAUUAAGGACGUGUCGGUGUAUGACACUAUUCAUGUGCAAUAAAAAUCUACAGGUUACGAACCAACAUAUCAACUGGUAACAGCAAAGGAAUAAGAGCCCUGUGAUAUUGUGUGCUCCUGUUCUUUUAUAUUGCCAUCCUGGUAUCAACGGGGCGUAGCACACGGUAUCAUGGAGUUGACAGGGGCUAUAAUAAGUGGGCACUAUUCGUGUAUUGAUUGUGUACUUAAUUUAUGUUCAAUGAACAAUCAGGGUAUGUUAUAUACUCAGAUCUAGGAAUGAUGGGGUAAUUUUGUCAAGCUCUGAAUUAAUACUGAUGAGCUAUCUAUCAGAUAGGGGGAAUUGUUAUGAUAAACACUGUCUAUUGUUUUUCUACUGAGAUGGCUAGCCUCACUUGUCAUGCGAAUGGUCAUUCUAGUUGUCACACAGGAUAUCAUGUUCUUAUGUUGA
Messenger RNA from Owenia fusiformis, 2153 nucleotides. The record is from the annotation of a GenBank genome assembly. Lineage: Eukaryota; Metazoa; Annelida; Polychaeta; Sabellida; Oweniidae.